Canariomyces notabilis is the source of this 1119-nucleotide messenger RNA. RefSeq lists its product as uncharacterized. The record is from RefSeq and is a predicted model, not a curated record. The transcript has a single exon. The coding region runs from base 1 to 1119 and encodes 372 amino acids. Lineage: Eukaryota; Fungi; Ascomycota; Sordariomycetes; Sordariales; Chaetomiaceae.
AUGGCAGGACGGAAGGCUUAUAUUCGUCUCAGCGGAAUACCCGAGCCCCCAAACGAGGCUGCUCGGCUGGUAGAUAAGUGGAUAGCGUUCGUCUCCCAAGGAGGGCGUGACACGUCUGCCGAAGCUCCGUGGAACAUUCGCCACCGGGAGUGGUUGGAGAGAAAGGCAAGAGACGAUCUAAUGGAUAUCGGUUACGAGUACGACUCAAAGGAUGGAAUAAGAAACGGGGCAAUCUCCAAUGUGGAAGCGGAUGCUAGGUCGGCAACAGCCCCUAGAAAUCGGACCAGAUCUCCCUCUGUUGAGAUCAAAGAAGAACGAAGAACCCCGGAAGAAAGCAUCCGUGAUGAUGUUUCUUUGCUCGACCUCGGGUCUAACAAACCAGAGGGGUACAGAGAACGUAAACGAAGGAGGGCACGCAGCUUCAGCGAAAGAUCGACGAAACGGCUCGCAGAUCAGGCUACCAGAGACACCACUGUCUCCCGCUCAGUCGAUGAUCAGCUACAAACGCCGCGUCUUCAGGCUCCCUUCGUCCUGGGACAGCAGUCCCCUGAGGGCGCGUUCCCUAACACUGCACAGGCACCAAGCAGCCCAAUCGAGCAAAUUAUAAGGAGCUCGUCAACUGGUCCUAAGCCGAAGAAGGACAAGCAUGGCCUCAGCAAAGUUCGAGUGGCCGCCUGUGGAGAAAAGAUACUGGAACACGACGCCAAGAUUGAGAGCAUCGAGACCCGACUGAAAUCGGCCAAGGACAGAUCUUCGUUCUACCGAGCGAGAGUUGACGAAAUGCAACAGAAUCGACGAGCUUUACCGGAAAUUCAACAGCCGGGAUACUACAUCAGAGACGAACUCCGAAGACAUUGCAGCGCGGUUUUCACGCAGGAGCAGCAACGCGUGAGCGGUCGUAUCGAUGACCUUCAAAAGGAUGUGAUAGUUCAAAACACCCGGCUGGAGGACUGCCAGAAGGCAAUCAAAGAUGACAUUCCUAAAAAGCUCCGAAAAGGAAGGGCAAAAAUCAAGAAGAGUCUUACCGCACACAUCGCCCAGCUCGAGGAAAGAAUUAAGGCUUUGGAGAAGGCGGCCGGACACCAGAAAGAGGACUCGGCAAGCGACAUCGAGCGCUGA